Molecule: messenger RNA, 3955 nt
Organism: Mizuhopecten yessoensis (Yesso scallop)
Lineage: Eukaryota; Metazoa; Mollusca; Bivalvia; Pectinida; Pectinidae
Product: E3 ubiquitin-protein ligase LRSAM1-like
Exons: 24
Coding region: 159-2516 (785 amino acids)
Molecular function (GO): protein binding
Source: RefSeq, a predicted model, not a curated record
ACGUGAUAAUUAUUGGGAUGUAGAUGUCAUAAAAUGGAGAUUGCAGCGAUGUUAUUGUGAAAUAUUGUACUCGCAUAGAUUCCUAGGCCAAUAAGAACUUUUCGUUGAAGAGAUAAGACUUUUUGCGUUACAGUUGGUAUCUCACACUAAAGGCCUGAAUGGGCCAUAAUGGAUCCAAGCAGACAUCAAUGUCAUUGCCAUCCAGUCCUUCGUCUGGUAACAAUGACAUCAGCUCAGAUAGUGAUUCAGACCAAAAUCAGGAGAAGGUAACUCCAAAAUUGGAAAAGAAACGGAGCAGCAAGAAGAAGAUGUCACUGUUCAGAAGUCAGAGUGCAGGGGCAAAGCGCCGAUUGGACCAUUUGCUUUACCUGGGCCAGGAGAGUCCCGAACCUAACUUUGACCUAUCCAAUUGUGAAAUGUCAGAGGUGCCGCCCAAUGUAUACUCUUUGUGCAAAGUACUCAACAAAGAGGCAUUGCUUUUGAAUGACAACUGGAUAUUGGGGUUAGAUCACAGUAAGGUGGGAGAUCUCAAAAUGCUGAGGGUUUUGGAUCUUCAUAAUAACAAAGUCAAAUUACUGCCUUUUGAACUUGGUGGUUCGUCAAAACUGCAGGUUUUAAAUCUAGAAAAUAAUAGAUUGGGACGGUUACCUGACAGCCUUACAAAACUACGCCAUCUCCAGACCUUGAAUGUAAAAGGCAAUAAAUUCAAGAUAUUUCCGAUGAGCAUUUGUAGAAUGAAGAGUCUACGGCUACUGGAUAUAUCCGAUAAUCUUAUCACCUCUUUACCGAAAGAACUAUGUCAAGUUGUAACGUUAGAAACUAUAAUACUGGAUGCUGAAAAAAUGACAUAUCCUCCAGCAGAUGUCUGUUGUCAGGGUACUGAGGCCAUAAUGCAGUUUCUGUGUGAUGAGAGUAGAGUGGAGUACCUGGCACCGUCCAAUUUCCUGUUAAGGGUGCUUGAUUCUCCUGAUGACUCUUCUCCAAGUGGUGUGAAUGACUCCUUACGCCAAACGGCUGCGGAGGAGAAAAUACUGCUGAAAACCUUGGAAGAUCAACGUACACAAACGGAGAAGAAGCGACUGGAGAAGAUAGAGUUGGAGCGUAACCUAGCAGAGAACCAGAGAGAGCAGGCCUACCUGGCCAGUCUGGCCCAAAACCGCAAGCAGUCCUUCAUUGACAUGGUAGCUGAGGACCAGAAUAAGAUUGAGCGUGAGUUGGAGGAGUUAAGUAUGAAGAAGGAUGAAGAGAGAAGCAGACUGCUGACAGACCUGAAAAUGAUUGAGGAAGGGACCAAUAACCUGAUUCAAAAGAUGUUAGAAAUGAAUGAGAAAGCCAGGAAAAAUGAGGAAUUACUGGACCAACUGGAGAAUGAAAGGAUUGAGAAGGAAGAACUAUUUGUUGUCCGAUGGGAAGAAGUGCAGAACUUGAGAAAGAAGGAAGUUCUAGAUGCAAUGAAAUACAUCCUGACUGAGACAGAGGGCUUUGAGAAGUUACGACAAGACUACACCACUAACAAAGAAUUUACUAUGCAAAAGGCUCUUGAAGAUGAGGCUAUGCUGGCCAGUGGACAGGUUGAGAGCAUUUUGUACCACAGAGAAGUUGGAAACAUGGUAAUGCUGGACAUCCUUAAGGAACAGGGACAGUUACAGCGCGAGGCGUUUGAGGCGCUCCAGCUCCAGAAAGACACCAAGCACCAGAGAAUUAGUACUCAGAUUGCACUUAUACAGGAAGAGUUGAUGAAUCUGACUGCUGUGGAAAUCGAGAAACGCUCACUACGCACGGAAGAAGAAAUUAAUGUGGUGGCCGAGAAGAGGAUUGCUUUAAUAGAGCUGUUAUCACAGCUGAUGUGUGAACAGGAGAAACGCCAGAUUUUACUGAAGAGACGCUUGAAAGAGAUGGAACAGCAGAGACAGGAUGGUCAGACAGAUUACUGGUUGGUGCAAUAUCAGCGACUCAUGGAUAAGAAACCCCAGGCACUUAUAGAUCAGGAGCGACAGCUUGAGAUUGCUGUGGUGACUAUUCUCGAGGAUUCCUCUGCUGAUGACUACAUCCCACUGUUUGCUCGCCAUAGAAUCACCAUAGAAACACUGCUACAAUUGUCCGAAGAUGACCUUAAACAGAUGGGAGUGCAUGAAAUGGGACUGAGGAAAUCCAUUCUCCGAAACCUUGACCACUAUAGAGAGAAAAAGGGACAACAGUAUCCAAAACCAAAGGAGGAAAACAAGGGAGCAUGGGACUCCUACCUGGAGUCUAAGGUGCAAGACAAUGAAGGAGAAAGUGAAGCCACAUUACCAUCAGCGCCCCCUGUGGAGCCAUGCACUACUAGACAGUCCUCAAUCCUGGCCAGGGGAAUUAACACUGAAUGUGUUGUGUGCUUGGAUAAAUCUACGGAUGUGAUAUUCCUGAAUUGCGGACAUGUGUGUACUUGUAUAGAUUGUUCGGUGAAGGUACAGGAAUGCCCAUUGUGUCGCGAGCCUAUUGCCCAGCGUGUGAAGCUAAUGAUUUCAUCUUCGUGACACAGUCUGGACGUCUUGAUAAACCCACUUACACAGGACUUCGAACAAUAAUGUCUUUUCCAAGUUUUGGGAUACUAAUACUGUCACAGAAAAGGAACAUUCAGAACCAUACAAAAACGUCAUGUUUAUCUUGUAAGACCUGUGUAUGGCUGUAUUCUUAUUUAUUGUUUUGUCAUUUUAUGCCAAAUUUUCAGGUUCAAUGGUUGUAUGAAUCGAGUUGUAUGUUCUUCACACACUCAAAUGAUCAUCAAUAAGAAUAGACUUUGAAUCAUAAAACAGUUUUAGAAAAGAAAAACACAGUCUAGAUUAUUUCAUGUCUGGUUCCUCACAAGAACUCGGACUGUUCUUACCCCUUUUAGGCACUGAUACUGCCUAUAAGUAUAUAUAUUUUAGUGAUUAAGGAUAUAUGCUACCCUCAUGUGAAAACAUCUCUGUUUUCAAGAGGUUUCACACUGAGAAACCUGUAAAUGGUCUUCUUUAGAAAUGAAAACACAUUUAAAAGGUAGACAAGAAUACAUGAAUUGAUCCAACUCCGGUAAUUCAAAAUAACAUAAGAUAAUGCUUGCUAUUUUUUCAAGGAAGAUAACCUAAAUCUCAUGUAUCUACUAGUGAGAAUAACUCUUAAUACAAAUCACGGGUGUACUGUGAUGAGUAGAGUAGUGUUAAUCCUUAAAGAAAAAAUACACAGUAUUUUGAAAUUAAAUUUUCUACUGUAAAAGUGGAUUUUUUCGCAGUGUGAAAAUGCUCAUAUUUUUCCGUUAGUUCAUUAGCACAAAAAUAUUCUCACGCAAAUAUAUAUAUAUAGAUUAUAUAUAUAUAGAACAUCAUAUAUAUCAGAACUAUUGCCAACAUGAAAACGUCCACACCACAAUCAGUUUAAAGAGUCACACCCCAAACAUUUCCUCAUGAAAGAAUUUCCAUUUUUACAGUAUUUUAAUCUAAUUCAACAUUUUAAAUGUAUAACUGAAAGUAGUUUUGAUGUAUCAUGACAUAAGCACUAACAAACAGUAUGGUAUAUAUUCUAAAUUCAUUCACGGAAAGUCUUUUUUUAAAUUUCUAAUUUCAUUCUGUACAUUUUAAUACUGGCAAUUGUUGUAAAAAAAUCUAUAAAAAUAUGUUAUUGGAUUUAUCUAACAAUGGAUGUGUUGUUUACUAUUACAGAAAUGAACAUGUGUUGUUUACUAUUACAGAAAUGAACAUGUGUUGCUUAAUACUCUCUAGUUAUGUUAUCUGUUAUGCUCAAUGUAUCUAAGAACAAAAUGUCCAAAUACUCCUGAUAUUGGUUCUGAUUAUCUGGACAUUAUCACCGAUAGUUAUCAUGGAGUGAAGGUAGUAUGGAUUGAUGACAAAUCAAAACCUGUGUAGUGUAAUUCAGUGUAGUGUAAUUCAGUGUAGUGUAAUUCAGUGUAUUUUUACUUGGUAGUAAAACAUCCUUCGAC